Odobenus rosmarus divergens (Pacific walrus) is the source of this 663-nucleotide messenger RNA. RefSeq lists its product as uncharacterized. NCBI's taxonomy places the organism in Eukaryota, Metazoa, Chordata, Mammalia, Carnivora, Odobenidae. The transcript is spliced from 4 exons. The record is from RefSeq and is a predicted model, not a curated record. The coding region runs from base 1 to 663 and encodes 220 amino acids.
AUGGAGAAGUGGCCACGAGCUUCACUAGCCAUCUUUUGGCUUCAACUGAGCUGGGUGAGCAGUGAAGACAAGGUGAUCCAGAGCCCUCCAUCUCUGAUUGCCCAUGAGGGAGACAACUCAACUCUCAGCUGCAGCUACAAAGUGACCAACUUUCAGAGCCUAUUUUGGUUUAAGCAAGAAGAGAAAACCCCUACCUUUUUGCUUAGACUAAUUUCAGGUGGGACUGAGAAGUCAGGAAGGUUAAAAGGCACAUUAGAUAAGAAAGAACUUCUCAGCACCCUGCACAUCACAACCACCCAGCUUGGAGACUCAGCUACCUACUUGUGUGCAGUGGAGGCACAGUGUCUUCUUGUCAGCUGCAGCCCGUACCCAAAUGCUCCAGCUGAGGCUCCUGCAACUGAUGCAGUAGCACCCAGAGAGUCAAUCAUUCAGUCUCAACCCGAGAUAUUCACACAAGAAGGGGAGUUUGUGGCUCUGAACUGCAAAUACUUUGCAACUUCUGAUUUCCACCUGUUGGAGGAAGCCAUCGAGCAAGAUGACCACUGGUUGACCUUCAAGCUGGACCCCAGUGAUCAGACAGUCCUUGCCCCCUUCCUUAUCUUUGAAAUGUACAUCCUACGCACCACUCCCACACUAGCAGCCACUUCAAGGUUGCAGCCUUAA